Molecule: messenger RNA, 725 nt
Organism: Durotheca rogersii
Lineage: Eukaryota; Fungi; Ascomycota; Sordariomycetes; Xylariales; Xylariaceae
Product: NADH-ubiquinone oxidoreductase subunit
Exons: 4
Coding region: 173-532 (119 amino acids)
Source: RefSeq, a predicted model, not a curated record
CGCAUUUUCACCCGCUCUUCCCCAUCCGUCCCGUGGACAUCCCAUCGUCGACGAGUCGGAGCCCCCAUUGCUCGACACCACCGCACCCCGCGAACCGACCCAGUUAAGCCCACGAAAGAAUCGACACCAUAUAGACCGUGUACGCGUGCGCGCGCAGACCUUCUCGCCCGCCAUGCCGCAGGAUAUGCCCCCCACCGGGGGCUACGGCCCCGUGCAGUACAAGCGCAACAUCCCGGCGCCGGGCUUCCGGCCGACGACGUGGCUCCUCGCGAUCGGAGGCAUCAUGACGUACGGGUUCUACAAGCUGGGGGUGGGCGUCAGAGAGCAGAACGAGCUCGCCCGCGAGAAGAUGUGGUCGCGCAUCCACCUCAUCCCGCUCCUCCAGGCCGAGGAGGACCGCGACCUGGUCCGCAGACACCUCGCGGACCAGGCGCGGGAGAAGGAGCUCCUCGGCGAGAACCUCCAGGUGUACAACUCGGGCAGAUACGUGCGGCCCACCUUCGCCGUCACGCCCGCCAACAUAACGAAGUGAGGAUGCGACACGAGUUUAGAGUGGUGGGACCUGCAAGCAUACGUCGCCGAGUACGCGCGAAACGGGCUUCGCCAAAAGCCGGUGCGGUGGGAUUUGUACAUAGACUGACAGAGAAGGCAAUGAGUACGACGCUUUCCUUCCGCUGACGCGCGGCAACGCGGCGAUUUCACGUCGGACUGAAGUUUACGCCAGC